GCCCGCGGAGCCCGCGGCCAGGGCGGCGCAGACCGGCCCGGCGACUCCCCGGCUGCCUGCGAGCCGGGACGCGGGACGCGCGGCCGCCGCCGAGCCCGCCCUUCCACCCGCGCCCCCGGGGCUCUCCGAGAGAAGGCAGUACCUGCUCGGAGACAACCACAAUUCUGAUUUCUAUUGCCAUGGAUUGGAUUUGCCUGUUCCUGAACUUUCCAUACAUGGGCCGACACAUGGCUUCCACUCUGCGUUUGGUAGGAGAGGAGCCGACCACCCUGGAGGCAUAUCUCUUGCCUCCUCUGCUCUUGGAUAGAACAUCUAUAGCUGCUUCCACGGGGCUGGGAGCCGGGCCUCAAGAAGAGACAAGCAUGGACACCCCCCAGGCCCAGCAUUCUCGGGCAGCACCUUAGGAGAGCCUCCAACCACCACCUUCCACGCAGGGGGGAAGGAGCUGAGAAGUGGGCCCUGAGCCCAGCCCCCUCCCUCCCUGGCCCCUGGUGGGCAUGGACCAGCAGUUGUGAGCAGCCAGAGCUGAUGCCCGGCCCCCAGGGGGCCGGAGGAGCCCCCACCAUGAGCCUGGGCAAGCUCUCACCCGUGGGCUGGGUGUCCAGUUCGCAGGGAAAGAGGCGGCUGACUGCAGACAUGAUCAGCCCUCCGCUGGGGGACUUCCGCCACACCAUGCACGUAGGCCGUGGUGGGGACGUCUUCGGUGACACCUCCUUCCUCAGCAACCAUGGUGGCAGCUCCAGGAGCACCCAUCGCUCACCCCGCAGCUUCCUGGCCAAGAAGCUACAGCAGGUGCGGAGGGUCGGGGUACCACCCCGACGGAUGGCGUCUCCACCCACGCCUUCACCGGCUCCGCCCGCCAUCUCCCCCAUCAUCAAGAACGCCAUCUCCCUGCCCCAGCUCAACCAGGCCGCCUACGACAGCCUCCUGGUGGGCAAGCUCAGCUUCGAUGGCAGCCCUGCUGGCUCCGUGGAUGGCCGCUCUGCUUAUGGCCUGGACUCUGGGUUCUGCACCAUCUCCCGCCUGCCCCGCCCGGAAAAGCCUCGCGAUGGAGACCGCGAUAGCUCCUUCCCGCCGGAGCCCGAGCUGCGCCGCUCUGACUCCCUCUUGUCCUUCCGCCUGGACCUUGACCUUGGGCCCUCUCUCCUCAGCGAGCUGCUAGGGGUCAUGAGCCUCUCAGAAGCCCCAGCAACGGAGACCCCCGCCCCUGCCACAAACCCCCCAGCCCCUGCCGCAAACCCUUCAGCCCCUGCAGCAAACCCUCCAGCCCCCGCCACGAGCCCCCCCAUUCGUGGACGCUGUCCCAAUGGGGUAGCUGCUGGGUUGGGCCCAGUGGCUGAGGUGAGGGCCAGCCCUGUGGGUGAGGGUCCCCGAGUAGCCGCUGACCUGGCUGUCGGCAGGCACUGGGGAGCGGGCCUGGGGGGCAGCCGCCACUGUGCCGAGGGGGAUGCUCGGCGCGAGCUGGCGCCAGUGCUGCCCCAGGCUCGGGCCUCCUGGGAGAGUCUGGAUGAAGAGUGGGCGCCCCGGGCAAGCAGCAGGGCGCCCGUGCCCAGCACAGUACAAGCAAACACCUUCGAGUUUGCUGAUGCUGAGGAGGAUGACGAGGUCAAGGUGUGAGCGGCUGGGGCAUGGGCUCUGGAACCCGCCCGGCCUUGGGGCACCUCCUGUGAAGAGCCCAGGUGCAGAGCCAGCCCCUCCUCACCUAGCAGAGCUGGGUCCUGCCAGACCAGGGAGGGGAGAAGCCAAGUUACCCACAAGCCCCUCCCCGUCUCUGCAGGACAGACAUGGAGGAAGGACAGGGAAGACUCUUGCUCUGCCACCUAGGUGCUCCCGGUGGUCCCUGCCAGGCUGACCACCUCCCCCCACUGCCACUCUGCACCCGGUGGCCAUUCCUUAGGCGCCACCCCCACUGGCUGGAGGGCCCAGCCUCACAGUGCUGCCUUUGUGCCCGACGAAGCUGUCCUUCUUGGGUGGGGGGUGGGGAGUGUACCACACAGGGCCAUUGUCUUGCCUCCCAGAGGGACCGCCUGCCCCCAGCAGCUCGUCCUGGAGCUGCCCCCAGAGGGUCCCUGCUGCACCCCUGAGAUCCCUGUCCCAGGCUGCUUCCCCGGCAUCCCCACCCCAGCCUUGCACUUGUCCAGAACCUUCACGGAAAGGUCAGGUGUGACCUCACAGGGAGGAUCCCACCUUCCCGGGCACCCCAGACCUGCUUUCUGGGACGUGAUUAAAAAAGGCUUUUUUAAUAAAAGGUGUCCUGCAAGAUGCUUGAGGACCUGGUAGAACCGUGUCAGCUCCACUUGCUUAAACACCCUCCCCUUUGGGAAGCCUCGGACCCCCCUCAAGGCCCCCAGCAGGGGAGGGGAGUGGACAGCCUAGGGAGGUAAUAAGUAACCAGGCUGGAAUGCCCCUGAGAUAAGAGGCCCAGGUGGGGGCCCUUAUCAGCAGUUCCGGGAACAGCUCCUGGAGCUGGUGUCUGCCUGUAAUCCCAGCCUGGCAUUUGUUCAGGUGAUAAUAGGGGCCAGGAGACAGGAGCAAGUCCUCAGAGCUGUUGGGAGCAUGUCUCAGCCUUCCCACUUGGCAGUCCUGUGUCCUUGUGCCUCAGUUUCCUCCUCUGCAUCAUGAAUAUGUCAGGAGCAUUAAAAUGCAUGGGAAGCACUAACCAC
Messenger RNA from Propithecus coquereli (Coquerel's sifaka), 2663 nucleotides. It is a transcript of the gene CDC42EP1, whose product is annotated as CDC42 effector protein (Rho GTPase binding) 1. Lineage: Eukaryota; Metazoa; Chordata; Mammalia; Primates; Indriidae. The transcript is spliced from 4 exons. Bases 529 to 1617 code for a protein of 362 amino acids. The record is from RefSeq and is a predicted model, not a curated record.